GGGAUUGACCCUCUGUUAGGGUGCUAACGUGAACUGUAACCUUAAUGUAGUUGGCUAAUAACCUCGCUAACAUAGCAGGCGUGUAGAUGUACACAUCUAGUUGGAUGAAGUAAGCGUCAUUCAAUGUCAGUGGGCGGAACAGCUAGCUAGUAAUGGCAAUUUUGGCUAAAAUUGGCAAGCUAUCCAGUCAGCUCUCCUCCUUUUGCUCCUGCAGAAAUGCCGAAUAUGAUCCUCUCUGCUGAUGUUUGGAUUUCGUUGUGGACUUUGUGCCAGCCAUUCAAGUUGCGGGCCUGAGCCAUUGCACCAGCCUUUUUUUUUUUUUGUCUUCAAGACGUCUAUUUUCUGCAUACCCAGAAUGACACAGAUUGGAUUAAACACAAAGGCCUGAUCCGAAGGGGUGUGUCACGAGCAGGUAAAACCGAGAGCCCGGGGGCGAAGAAGAAAGACAGGGAAUGAUGACUUACAACAACAGAGAACUGGUGGUGUACUAUAUUACCUAUAAACUAUCACAGAGGGACUACCCCUUCAACCACAUGGAGCUCACGGAAGCCCAGAAUCGGACUGAGGUGGGACAGGUGGAAGGGGGUGCGGCAGUCCUAACAUACGUCAACGGGACGAGUCCCGGGACUCCACCACCACGGCAGUCGCCCCCCUCCUCCCCUCGGCGGACAGCGGGCCUGGACGCAGUGAAAGAGGCAUUGCGGGACUCUGCCAACGAGUUUGAGCUGCGUUAUGCCAGAGCGUUCAGUGACCUGUCCUCCCAGCUACACAUCACGCCGUCCACAGCCUACCAGAGCUUUGAGAACGUGAUGGACGAGGUGUUCCGGGACGGUGUCAACUGGGGACGGGUGGUGGGCCUGUUUUCCUUCGGAGGGGCCCUCUGUGUAGAAUGUGUGGACAAGGAGAUGAACCCCUUGGUGGGAAGGAUCACAGACUGGAUGACCGUCUACCUGGACAACCACAUCCAGCCCUGGAUCCAGAGCCAAGGAGGAUGGGACCGGUUUGCAGAGAUCUUUGGAAUGGACGCUGCAGCCGAGAGCAGGAAGUCUCAGGAGAGCUUUAAGAAGUGGCUUCUGGCAGGGAUGACCCUGGUCACAGGAGUCGUCGUAGGGUCACUCUUCGCUCAGAAACGCCUGUGAGAACGACAGCCACAACAGACGCCGUCUAGGGAAAUGAAGGAAUUGCUUAACUUUUUCUUAUUUCUCCUUUAAUUUCCAAGAAAAUACAUUAUUAUUAUGUUUGAACCUUGCAUCCCACCAUACACUGAGGACUCUCUGACAAACUGUUGAGAUUAAAGAGAGAAUGAUGGUCACUUAUGUUACCUUCAUCAAAUACCUCCCUGCAACACCCUAAAACACAAGAAAAUGGAGGGAGGUAUCUAGGACUGUCUUGGGCCAAACCUUCCUCUUUUUCCUUUUGUCUACUCUUUCCUGUCGAGCUUUUUCUCCAAUUGCUGUAUUAAUUAGUUUUUACAAAUGUAAAAGGGAUUCAGAAACAAGCUAGCGCAUCAUAUAGGCGCGUUGGCCUGAGAUUAGUGAGGUCAUUUAAUUUGUCGUGUGUGUUCAUUGGUUUGUUUUUAUUUUUCUACCAUUAAAAACCCACGUGAUCAUUUCCUGUUGUGAUGGUGGUCUAAUACCUGGCACACAGAACACACAAGGUGCACAACAAACCACUAGCCAGUGACGAUGAGUAUUUAUCUAGCAGCUGGGGAAAACGUUAAGUGUUUUUAAAACUUACAACACAACCUUGUGAUCAUUUUUAGCUAAUAAGAUUGAAGAUGAAUGAAGCAGAAACCUUAUUUAGUGAGAUUACAGAUCAUUGAGACUCCUGAUGUUCAUAUCGAAGACAUGAGAAAAUGUUGUCAGGCCGACUUCGGGGUCGGACCUCUUCAACCUGCCACCUCUGUCUGCCUUAGUUUUCACAUGUGGCACAUUCAUUUCUGAUCUCCUUCCUGUCACAGCAGCUGAUGUCAUGCGUCACUCAACACACCUGCUGUUUAGACCACAUCUGUCAAACCUAGUCGACAGAGACUGAGGAAAACGAUUCCUUGGUGUCCAAACGUCUUUAAUUUAAACACAGCGUCAGUAAGUCAGGAGGGUGUUUGUAGUCUGGCAUUUUUAUAGUGUCACGCUCCGUGAGCUGGCAGUUAGCUUCACUCAGGAGGAAGUAGGAGGAUGAGAAGGAGGGGGAGACGGGUGCAACGCCCCACCCACAUUCUGACCCUCUGCUUCAGGGAACGGAGCCCUAGGGAAGUAGCGCUCCUCUUGUGUGACAGGUAGACGGUUGUAAACCCAGCCUUUUAGACUUUGCAACGGCGUCCUGCGUUUCAAAACUGGAUUGAGGUCUCUCUCACUUGCUGUGGUUUUUCCACAUUUUAUUUGAACAGUGUAGCAGAGCUGUGUUAAACUUUAGAGGCAUGUCAACGUUUAUAUGCUUUAUUUUAUGUCAAAGCCCUGUUAGUUUAUAGUUUCUUUACCCCACGUUUUCUAUGCAUUUCCUGCUUAAUAUUGUUGAUGUGUUUUUAAAUCUUAUGUUUUUUGACUGCUUUUCUCAAUUGCAGAUGAAUAACUUGGGUUUCAUCAGGAAACAUUUAUCCGACUGCCAAUACCCUCCAAGCAGCUCAUACCGUACCGGGCCCUCCAGUGUAUUUAGUUACAGUACCAGUACCGGGCCCUCCAGUGUAUUUAGUUACAGUACCGGUACCGGGCCCUCCAGUGUAUUUAGUUACAGUACCGGUACCGGGCCCUCCAGUGUAUUUAGUUACAGUACCAGUACCGGGCCCUCCAGUGUAUUUAGUUACAGUACCAGUACCGGGCCCUCCAGUGUAUUUAGUUACAGUACCGGUACCGGGCCCUCCAGUGUAUUUAGUUACAGUACCAGUACCGGGCCCUCCAGUGUAUUUAGUUACAGUACCAGUACCGGGCCCUCCAGUGUAUUUAGUUAGUUACAGUACCGGUACCGGGCCUUCCAGUGUAUUUAGUUACAGUACCGGUCCCGGGCCCUCCAGUGUAUUUAGUACCAGUACCGGGCCCUCCAGUGUAUUUAGUACCAGUACCGGUACCGGGCCCUCCAGUGUAUUUAGUUACAGUACCGGUACCGGGCCCUCCAGUGUAGUUAGUUACAGUACCAGUACCGGGCCCUCCAGUGUAUUUAGUUAGUUACAGUACCAGUACCGGGCCCUCCAGUGUAUUUAGUUAGUUACAGUACCGGUACCGGGCCCUCCAGUGUAUUUAGUUAGUUACAGUACCGGUACCGGGCCCUCCAGUGUAUUUAGUUACAGUACCGGUACCGGGCCCUCCAGUGUAUUUAGUUACAGUACCGGUACCGGGCCCUCCAGUGUAUUUAGUUACAGUACCGGUACCGGGCCCUCCAGUGUAUUUAGUUAGUUACAGUACCGGUACCGGGCCCUCCAGUGUAUUUAGUACCAGUACCGGGCCCUCCAGUGUAUUUAGUUACAGUACCAGUACCGGGCCCUCCAGUGUAUUUAGUUAGUUACAGUACCGGUACCGGGCCCUCCAGUGUAUUUAGUUACAGUACCGGUACCGGGCCCUCCAGUGUAUUUAGUUACAGUACCGGUACCGGGCCCUCCAGUGUAUUUAGUUACAGUACCGGUACCGGGCCCUCCAGUGUAUUUAGUUACAGUACCAGUACCGGGCCCUCCAGUGUAUUUAGUGAGUUACAGUACCGGUACCGGGCCCUCCAGUGUAUUUAGUUAGUUACAGUACCGGUACCGGGCCCUCCAGUGUAUUUAGUUAGUUACAGUACCGGUACCGGGCCCUCCAGUGUAUUUAGUUAGUUACAGUACCGGUACCGGGCCCUCCAGUGUAUUUAGUUAGUUACAGUACCGGUACCGGGCCCUCCAGUGUAUUUAGUUAGUUACAGUACCGGUACCGGGCCCUCCAGUGUAUUUAGUUACAGUACCGGUACCGGGCCCUCCAGUGUAUUUAGUUACAGUACCGGUACCGGGCCCUCCAGUGUAUUUAGUUAGUUACAGUACCGGUACCGGGCCCUCCAGUGUAUUUAGUUACAGUACCGGUACCGGGCCCUCCAGUGUAUUUAGUUACAGUACCGGUACCGGGCCCUCCAGUGUAUUUAGUUACAGUACCGGUACCGGGCUCUCCGGUGUAUUUAGUUACAGUACCGGGCCCUCCAGUGUAUUUAGUUACAGUGCCGGGCCCUCCAGGGUAUUUUAGUUACAGUACCGGGCCCUCCAGAGUAUUUCGUUAGUAACAGUUUGUUCAGGUCCACCGUCACCCUGCUUAGGAUCUUGAUGCUCUCCUCUCCCUAAUUAUUUUCUGUUUGAUAUCUCAAGAACACCAUAUUAUUUGAUUCUCUGGGGACAAGGUUUUCUCUUUACUUAUGAAUAUACUAUAGAUCAGGGCUCUGUUCCUGGAGAGCUACCGUACUGUAGGUUUUCACUCCAACCCUGUUCCUGGAGAGCUACCGUCCUGUAGGUUUUCACUCCAACCCUGUUCCUGGAAAGCUACCACCCUGUAGGUUUACACUCCAACCCUGUUCCUGGAGGGCUACCGUCCUGUAGGUUUACACUCCAACCCUGUUCCUGGGGGGCUACCGCCCUGCAGGUUUACACUCCAACCCUGUUCCUGGAGUGCUACCGUCCUGUAGGUUUACACUCCAACCCUAAUGUAGCUCACCUGAAUUGAAUUAGCUGGUUGAUAAGCUGAAUCAGGUUAGUUACAGCUGGGGUUGGACUGAAAACCUGCAGGAUGGUUGCUCUCCAGGCAAAAAGCUGGCCACGUUGCUCCAAACAUCAAAUUUCAAAGUGUAUCGUUCCAUUUCUCCAAAUGUUGAAGUUAAGGGUUCAGUUUAGGGACUCAUUCUGAAUGGUUAAGGUUUGGGGUAUUGUUCACAACUGGGAUCGAACACACAGCCUUCUGAUCCAGUCAUGGGAUUUCGGCCAUCCACAACACCCUGGCAAAACCCAAGCCUACUUGAUGGUAAUGGUGCUCACUGUUGCCCCUAGUGGCCGGUUUUGAAGACAUUUCCCAACAUUUCAGGAUGUGGAUAGACGUCCAAUUUCGACACCAAACUUGAACGACCUGGCUGCUCCAGGAAGAGUGGGAAAGCCCUGCUAUAGAUAAAUAUCUGCCAACUGAUCAUGAACCAUUUCAUCACACAUUCCAAGACAGUAAUAUAUUUUUCUAGUGUGUGCCCCACAAAAUGCUAGCCUGGGUGCCAGUCUGUUACUGCUCUCUUGCCAACUCCUUAUAGAAUUGUCAUAGCAUGUUUGUCUUGACAAUGACGAGUGCACAAAAGCAGAAACGGAUCUGGGACCAGGCUAACAAAAAGCUGCUUGCAGGCUUUUCCUGCAAUGUGACCUUUGUCACAUGAAGAAGUUCCCUCCGUGUGAAUGUGUGUGUGCAUUCGUGUUGUAUGGAAAAUGUUUUGCAGGAGGCAUAAGAAUGAAUUGAAACAAUGUACUGGUUAUUUAAACAAUCAUUAGAAUAGUAUCAUAGUUACUAACAUAUUAAAAACAAUUAGCUAACUUUGAAAUGUUAUUUAUGAUAUUUGGUGUAAAGUGUCCCUUCAAAUUGCCUUAUUAAAUUCCAUAUUUGCAUUGUGUACUUUGUAUUUCAUUGUUAAUGUUUUGCGUUUAACUGCUAAUAGAAUAUUGAUAGGGUAAAGGAGGAAAACAACGCCGUGUCUGUCUUAGAUUACAUGCAACUGAAUAAAAGACCAAUGUGGAACAUG
Molecule: messenger RNA, 5712 nt
Organism: Salmo salar (Atlantic salmon)
Lineage: Eukaryota; Metazoa; Chordata; Actinopteri; Salmoniformes; Salmonidae
Gene: bclx
Product: Apoptosis regulator Bcl-X
Biological process (GO): regulation of apoptotic process; release of cytochrome c from mitochondria; extrinsic apoptotic signaling pathway in absence of ligand
Cellular component (GO): mitochondrial outer membrane
Molecular function (GO): BH domain binding
Source: RefSeq, a predicted model, not a curated record